This is a messenger RNA of Coniosporium apollinis CBS 100218, 1815 nucleotides long. RefSeq lists its product as uncharacterized. NCBI's taxonomy places the organism in Eukaryota, Fungi, Ascomycota, Dothideomycetes. The coding region runs from base 1 to 1815 and encodes 604 amino acids. The transcript has 3 exons. The record is from RefSeq and is a predicted model, not a curated record.
AUGCGAGCCUCGCAGCUGUGGCUAGCUAUUGCUCCGCUAGCUGUAGCCCUUCCCCUAGCUCCAGUACUGCACUCGGAUGUACACCAUGAUGUCGCGCCCACUAUCUUGAAGCUAGAUGCUGCAAAUGCACAGGCAACCUUCAAUGUCCCGUGUGUGGGCUGUCUUGGCAGCCCGGAGCAUGACGAGUCCCUCGUAUUCGACUUUCAGGCAUUCUCUCUCGAUCAGGCUUGCGGUGGUUCCAACAUCACCCUCAACGGCUUCCCACUAACCCAGCAAUGGGACGGUAUUCACGCCUCAGGCCAAGGCUCCUUCUCUGCCGUCUUCGAGCAAGAUGAGAACAGCGGUGAACAUGAUCUGUCGCUAUCGUGGAACUCGUCUUGUCUCUUCGGCCGUGUGUCUAACAACGGCGCGGGGUCCAACCUUGAGGACGUUGCCCAGGUCCUCCAGGUGAACGUUCAGCGUAUUGACGGCAGACCGCUCGAGUCCCCGUCCGGUUUUACAAUCUCAUUCAAGCCUCUUCUAAACGCAGAGCUCCUUCGUCUGGAGCCCUUUCCCGACUUGACUGCCGCGGGUGCCGAGUUCAACGAGGACUGGCGGAACCCACCAACCCACCUCCGCCUAACUCCUCAGAAUCUUGAGGGUAACCACACGGAGGAGGAGGACUCUACGAGCGACGGCCCAUCCAUUGAACAGCAGAUCGAGGAGCUCAGACUACUCCAAGCGCACUCCGCGGAGCUGAACCGUCUGAUCGAAGAAAAGAAGCAGCAGAUCCGCGGCCACCUACAGCAAGAAGCCAAGAACCUCAAAGACGAAGUCAAGCAGUGCGACAGCAUCCUCUGCGUCGUGCGCGCCAUCGCCAGCAAAGCCCACGGCACCGUCCGCGUCAUCUACCUGCGCUUCCGCCCCAGCUCUGAACCCAUCGCUUACCAAAGCGACCACCAUCAUCUCUAUGGAGACAUGAUGGAGCACGACGCCCACCACCACGCCGCAUGGAUGAACCAGCAUUAUGCUGCCCUGUCUGGAGACGACGACGAUCUCCCCCCCGCAAGGCCGCACGGCUCUCACGGUCCUCACUACUCACACAGCCCGACAUCCGAUGCUCAAUCCUCAGCAUCCCCCACCAGCCCCGCCGUCAUCGCCCUCGCAGCCCUUGCCUCCCUCCUCAGCUGCGGCUGCCUCUUCGCGCUCGUAAACCGCUGCUGCUGCUCUCUGCGCCGGCGGACCGACCGCCGCGCCCGCCGCGAAGAACGGCGUAAUGCCCGGCUCUACGCACGCAGCGCGCGCCGCCAGGCGUGGCGAGACUGGUGGACCGGCCGGCAUAGCCGUGGCGAAAGGGACUACGAGGAAAAGCGGGCACUGAUCCUCGAGCAGGAGGGACGCCUCGAGGAGGCGAUGCAGGAGGAGAUCCGCCUGCUGCGCGAGGCGCACGAGGUCGUGAGUUCGAUUGUCGGGGGGGACUCUGGUCCGUCUAGUCCCGGGGGUUCGUCUGGCACGUACCACCAUCCACGUCCGCAUCCGCAUCCCCAUGAGCAGGAUCCACACCCCCACCACCGCCUCCCCCGCACAAACAGCCUCCCCAGCUACACCUCGGACGUCGAGUCCGUGAACACGGACCCCCCAGCGUACGAGACGGAGGAAGAGGAGGACGAGGCCGGGUUCGUGGCGGAUGGGUUCAGGGAGUAUACGCCCAGCACCACGGUGUCGGUGUAUACGCCUGUUAGUAGCGUGUUGGAUGGGAGUCCACGACAGAGUAUGGAUACGCUUAGGACGAUGGAUACGCUGCGGACGAGGGGGGAGUAUGAGGUUGGGGUGUAG